This is a messenger RNA of Orbicella faveolata, 1087 nucleotides long. RefSeq names its product TNF receptor-associated factor 4-like. NCBI's taxonomy places the organism in Eukaryota, Metazoa, Cnidaria, Anthozoa, Scleractinia, Merulinidae. Gene Ontology annotation, cellular component: plasma membrane signaling receptor complex. The record is from RefSeq and is a predicted model, not a curated record. Gene Ontology annotation, biological process: regulation of canonical NF-kappaB signal transduction; regulation of apoptotic process; signal transduction. Gene Ontology annotation, molecular function: ubiquitin protein ligase binding; tumor necrosis factor receptor binding; zinc ion binding.
CCGUCAAAAAAGACCCUAACAAUUCUUAAUGUUCGUUCACAGCCAAGAAAGCCAGCAGCAAGAGUGUAGUUGUCCUGUUGACAGAGAGGAACUUGACCGCCAAAUGGACAUAUUUCCCGACAAAGCCACCGAAAGGAAGAUUCUUUCGUUUAAAAUAAAAUGCUCCAGCGAUGGUUGCGAUUGGAGUGGUGAACUAAGGGAAAAAGAGGAUCAUCUAGCGUCUUGCAGUUUCAAGCUUGUUUCUUGCACCAACGAAAACUGUCAAGUGACGAUUCAAAGGAAAGAACUUGAAGAACACGCGACUAACUCGUGCCUGUGGAGGAUUGUAGUUUGUGAUCACUGUAAUGAAUCACAUCCAAAGUGUCUGAUUCAAGAUCAUGUUGAGAGGUGUGAGAAGAAGCCUGUGGAAUGCCCAAAUAGUUGUGGCGAGAUUAUUGUUCAAGCAGAGGUAGGUGGCUCAAUUUCGAUCCACGUCUCAAUAGGUUUGUAUUUCUUUCAAGUUGUCUUUAUAUUAAAAUUUAACAAAAAGAGUUUUAAACAGAUCUAAAAAACGUUGAACAGAAAGGAACGGAAUUGAACGGAAACAUGACUAAAAGCUACAUAGGCUACCAGCUCGCGUGGAUGUAAACGAAUUAAAGAAGAAAUGGGUAGUAAAUAUCUCCAGAAGAAGACUGGGCAACGAAACAUCGCUAUAGCUACUGAGGAAAGGACUGAAUUUUGCUAUAACGCCACACACCGUACCCACGAUGGAUGCACUCGAUUCUGUUGAAGCCGCCAUAUGCCACCUACCUCAAGAAAAUGAGGACGUAACUAGAACGGAGGUUUACAGAGCUUUAAAGCAGGCUAAACCACCAAAACAAUGAAACCUGACGAAAGCUUUCAAAGAACUAAAAAGAGACGAAAACAUCGUAAUCAUCAGAGCAGAUAAAGGGAAUUGUACAGUCGUCAUGGAGAAAACCGACUGCCGUAACCAGAUUCAAGAAAUACUGCAAGAUCAGAACGUCUAUAUACCAAUCAGCAAUAAGAGGCGCAAUCCAACAUCAAGAACAGAGCUUGAGUUACAGAAAACACUCUUGGACCUCAAGAA